Messenger RNA from Thlaspi arvense, 1380 nucleotides. The record is from the annotation of a GenBank genome assembly. Lineage: Eukaryota; Viridiplantae; Streptophyta; Magnoliopsida; Brassicales; Brassicaceae.
UGUUAAUGAAUUGGCGACCAAAUAUAGUCAUUCAAAAAAAGAAAAAAAAAAAAAGAAAAAAAAGACAACUCAAUUCUCCUGUAAAGUAAGUGAUUUAUUUUUGUUGUCUAUUACCUGUAAACUAAAUGAUUUAAAAGAGAAAAAAUCUAUAUUUCUUUAAUAAUGAUUGAAUUGAAAAAAAGGACUUGGUUUUUUAGAUUCGGAAUCGUAUUCGCUGGCUUGGCCUAACUAUUUGCUUUUAGUUGGCAAAGGAUUCACAUGGCUUCUCUUCACAUCAACCAAUAUAUCAUAACACGUGAUAACUGAUAACGGACCCUUUUCUUGUUGAUUUUCUUUCUUUUUCAUUGUUUUUUUUUCCAGAAGAUAGAAGAAGAAAGAUCAUCAAGACCGAUCUCGUAGACUUUUCUUUCUUUCGUCUCUGUCCAAAAACCAGAAAGAAACUUUUUCUUCUCGUAGAUCCUCGAGUUUCUCUACAAUGGAGUCUUUGAAGAACAGAACAUUGCUUAAGGUCAUUGUCCUCGGAGAUAGCGGAUACGUGUACAAGAAAUUUAACCGGCAAUAUAAGGCCACGAUAGGAGCAGAUUUCGUCACCAAGGAGCUCCACAUUGAAGAAAAAUCUGUCACUUUACAAAUAUGGGAUACUGCAGGACAAGAGAGAUUUCACAGUCUAGGAUCUGCUUUCUAUAGAGGUGCUGAUUGUUGCGUUCUUGUCUACGACGUGAACAAUCUCAAAUCAUUCGAAACUCUCAAUACUUGGCACACGGAGUUCCUCAAACAGGCCAAUCCGAUGGACCCUGAGACAUUUCCGUUUGUUUUGAUUGGGAACAAAACCGAUAUAGAUGGAGGAAACAGCCGAGUUGUUGCGGAUAAGAAAGCCAUCGAAUGGUGUGGCUCAAAGGGAAAUAUACCGUACCAUGAAACCUCUGCAAAGGAAGAUAUCAAUGUCGACGAAGCUUUUUUGGGCGUUGCACACAAAGCUCUCUCCAAUGAACGUAAACAAGACAACGUAUAUUUCAGAGACAUGUCAGUAUCUGUUACAGAUAUUCUUGAGGAGCAGCCAAGAGGUUGUGCUUGUUGAUUCAUAAUUAACAUAUCUGAUCGAUAAUAUCGAUUCCCAGCUCUUUUCUUUUCGAUCUUUGUUUAUUUUAUUUGAUUAUAUAUUUGGUUAAUAUCAAUCAUAGAGGUUUAUUAACGAAAAAAACUGAUAUAUGCUACGACCUGAGUGUUUUGAUUCAUGUAUAGCAUUCUUAAUUAAUUUAUCUUAAAGUUUUUUUUUUAUAUAUAAUUUUAUGUUAAAAGUUUUUGUUGAUAGAUUCAUGCAACCCAAAUUCACUUGGUACUUUUCAACUUAUUAGUGUUGCAUUGAAUUUUUAUGUUUGG